Messenger RNA from Aspergillus steynii IBT 23096, 2025 nucleotides. RefSeq names its product putative serine palmitoyltransferase 2 (gene lcb2). The coding region runs from base 1 to 2025 and encodes 674 amino acids. Gene Ontology annotation, molecular function: pyridoxal phosphate binding; serine C-palmitoyltransferase activity. The record is from RefSeq and is a predicted model, not a curated record. Gene Ontology annotation, cellular component: serine palmitoyltransferase complex. Gene Ontology annotation, biological process: sphingosine biosynthetic process; ceramide biosynthetic process. NCBI's taxonomy places the organism in Eukaryota, Fungi, Ascomycota, Eurotiomycetes, Eurotiales, Aspergillaceae. The transcript has a single exon.
AUGCCUCGUCGAUCUGCCAAUUCUUCUUCUACCAACGACCCCUCCACCUCGCCGUCCUUUUCUUCCGUCUCCGGAAAGGGCGGGAUCGCCAUCAAAGCGUCUUCCAGAACGAAUCGCUUGACCCAGUUCUUUUCGACCUCCCCCAAGUCCAAAGUCGAACCGACGCCCGCCCAAGCGGCUCUUCAAACCACCGGUGGGAACACCACGGCGCCUCCGAUCAGUUCGGCGUCUCUCUCGCUACCGACCAUUUCUCUCUCUACCGCCACGGCAGACAAUCCCAACAUGGACGAACCGCCGACCACGCUCUUUCAACCUCCCUCGCCGGAGGAGGCCCGUCGCCUGGCGAAGCAACACGCUCAGUUCGGACCGAUCGGCCAUCCGAGUCACCGUUACUCGAGUCAACAUCCCGGCGGUGACUUCCCGGAGCCCAUCAUGGAUGAACCGCCCUACUACUACCUUCUUACCACCUAUAUCAGCUAUUUAAUUCUAAUUGCAUUUGGACACGUUCGCGACUUCUUUGGAAAACGAUUUCGCGAGGAACAUUACCGACAUCUGAAGCCUCGGAAUGGAUACGGGGCUCUGAACAGUGAUUUCGACAACUUCUACGUUCGCCGCCUGAAGUUGCGUAUCAAUGAUUGCUUUGAGCGCCCCGUCACCGGCGUCCCCGGAAGAUACAUCACCUUGAUCGAUCGCGCCACGGAUGACCAUAACAACAAUUUCUACUUCACCGGAACUACCACCGAUACGCUGAACCUCAGCUCGUACAACUAUCUGGGUUUUGCUCAGUCGGAAGGCCCGUGCGCCGAUGAUGCCGAGGAGGCCGUGAGAAAAUACGGCAUCGUUGCACCCAGCACCCGUGCCGAAGCCGGAACGCAGGAUCUUCACAACGAACUUGAGGACUUGAUCGCUAGAUUUGUCGGCAAAGAAGCUUCCAUGGUGUUUUCAAUGGGUUUCGGUACCAAUGCCAAUGUUUUCCCUGCGUUGGUGAACAAGGGCUGUCUCAUCAUUUCGGAUGAGCUGAACCACGCAUCAAUCCGCUUUGGAGCGCGUCUUUCUGGAGCCUCCAUCGGCAUGUUCAAGCACAAUGACAUGAAAGACCUCGAGAACCGACUUCGGGAGGCUAUCAGCCAAGGACAGCCGCGCACCCACCGUCCCUGGAAGAACAUCUUGGUCGUCGUCGAGGGUCUCUAUUCCAUGGAGGGGUCCAUGUGCAAUCUGCCUGGCUUGAUUGCCUUGAAGCGACGCUACAAGUUCAACCUGUUCGUCGAUGAGGCGCACUCCAUCGGAGCCAUUGGACCCCGAGGACGCGGCGUCUGUGACUAUUUCGGCAUCGAUACCAGCGAGGUCGAUAUUCUCAUGGGCACCCUCACCAAAUCUUUUGGCGCCAACGGUGGAUACAUUGCAGCCGAUAAGGCGAUGAUCGAUACUCUGCGUUCAACCAAUUCCGGAGUCGUGUAUGGUGAAUCCCCCUCCCCUGCGGUUCUGGCUCAGAUCUCCUCUGCUCUUCGGAUCAUCAGUGGUGAGAUCGUACCGGGCCAGGGUGAGGAGCGGCUACAGCGUUUGGCUUUCAACUCUCGGUAUCUUCGUCUCGGAUUGAAACGUCUCGGAUUUAUCGUUUACGGACACGACGACUCUCCCAUCAUUCCGGUUCUUCUUUUCAACCCUGCGAAAAUGCCCGCUUUCUCGCACGAGAUGCUGAAGCGGAAGAUCUCUGUCGUCGUGGUUGGUUAUCCUGCGACGCCUCUGGUCUCCUCUCGAGCCCGUUUCUGCGUUUCGGCAGCGCACACCAAAGAGGACCUCGAUCGUAUUCUCACGGCGUGUGACGAAAUCGGAAAUGUCCUGCAGCUCAAAUUCUCCACGGGCGUUGCUGGUGGCGCUCUGCCCUCGAGCGAGGGCUCCACACCGCCGCCAGAAAUGGAGAAAGAGUGGCACCGCCAGCAGAACCCGAACAUGAGCCCUCCCCGAUGGCAAAUCGAGGACGUCAUCAAGCGCGGUGUCCAGGAUGUCAAGGCUCCCUUGUUUUAG